Antechinus flavipes (yellow-footed antechinus) is the source of this 1506-nucleotide messenger RNA. RefSeq names its product lymphocyte antigen 6H-like. The transcript has 4 exons. Lineage: Eukaryota; Metazoa; Chordata; Mammalia; Dasyuromorphia; Dasyuridae. The record is from RefSeq and is a predicted model, not a curated record. Bases 128 to 514 code for a protein of 128 amino acids. Gene Ontology annotation, cellular component: plasma membrane.
CUAGGGUGGAGCCAAGAAGGGCAGGCUCAGUCAGUGGGAUAAAUAAGGCUUUAGGGGUUUGUUUAAGACCUACGAAAGUGAAGAGUCAGACCCAAAACCUUUUUUCAGGUGGAGACAGCAAAGAACCAUGGAAAUUCUCUUUUCUGUUUUGCUGGGAACUCUGUUGUUUGUGGAAUCAGCUCACUGCCGGCAGUGUUACAUGUGCGCUAAGGUUAACGACUUCAGCUUGUGUAAGGUAAAGAAAUGCAAUGAUGGAGAAAACACCUGCACCAAGACUGUGGUGACUUCAGAUGUGGGGUUUAAAAUGAAGUCAUAUAGCUUGGACUGUACUUCUUCCUGUGAAGAUUAUAAAAAUGUAUUUUUGAAGACUCCAUCUCAUGGAUUCAAGGUGGAUGUGUCCUGUUGCAACACUGACCUUUGUAAUGGUGUGGGUGGGGUCAGGAGCAACCCCUGGGCCCUGACAGGAGCAUUCCUCCUCAGCCUGGGACCUGCCCUUCUUUGGGUUGGGUUGUGAGAAACUUCCUUUCUCAUUAGCUUCUUCUGACUAGACCUUCCUUCUGGUACCAAGCCCAUGAAGGUGGUGCUCCUGUUCUAGUUCCAUCUCAGUUCAGAUUUUGGGUUGAGAGCUUUGGCAUUCCCAAAGGAAUAGAUAUGAAGUCUCCCUCUCUCUCACCCAAUCACCCUUCCUUUUCUCCUUACCUUGUAGAAUUCCUCCCUCAUUGGCUCCCAAUCUGUCUGUUCCUUCUUUAUUUUAAUGUAUAUCCCUGGAAAAGAUUUUCCUCUUCCUUCUUUUUGCUUCAAUAUUAUUGUUCUGAAAUCCCCUUGGCAGUGUUAAUUGUUAAGUUUUCUUUGAGGAAAGAGAAGGAUUCUGAGUCCCAGCACACAAUGGAGGGAAGGGGAACCUAGGCAUCUGGGAAAUGGACAGAAAAGAACAAAAGAGAAAAUUGAAAGGGCGAGGCCACUGGACCUUAGAUACUAAAGAGUGGGACUUUAUUUGGGCAACUUGGGGAAGAAAAUUUAGCCUGAGCAAGAUAACUGUGUAAAUAUGUAUAUCUAUAUUGGAUUUAACAUGUAUUUCAACAUAUUCAACAAGUAUUGGUCUACCUGCCAGUUAGGGGAGGGGGGUAGGGGGAAGGAGGGGAAAAUUUGGAACAAAAGGUUUUGCAAGGGUCAGUGUUGGAAAAAUUACCUAUGCAUAUGCUUUGUAAAUUGAAAAUAUAUAUAUAUAUUAAAAAAAGAAAAGAAAAUUUAGCCUGCUCUUGAGGAGAGAACCAGAGGCAUCAGAAAGAGAAGACAAGCAUCUUGGGAUACUAGAGAGAGACGAGCUUGGAAUUGGAAUGGAAUGGACUCUGGGGGUGAACAGAAAUCUCAUUUAGACUCAAGACCUCUGAGGCAGACAUUUCUGAACGUUCAUCUAGCUAAACAAAACUGAUCUCUGUCCCUGAUAUGUCUUAACUUCCUUAGCAAAUGCAUCAUGACAAGUAAAUAAAUUUAUGAAUAAGCAUA